AUGUCUCUGAACAAUCAAAAAAGAUACCUCAGCGAGCUUGAUCACGACCAUGAGGUAUGCACCUUGGUCCAAACUCCGGUCCAAUGCCAGAAGUUGAUGAACCUACCAUUCACGUUAACAGAAGAGGAUGCCUGGAAUGUUCAUUUCCCGCAUCAUGACCCCUUGGUCAUUGAUGCCCAAAUCACCAACAAAAAGGUAUCUCGAGUGUUGGUAGAUGAUGGGAGCUCUGUCAAUGUCCUAUUCAAGCCGACAUUCACAACGAUUGGCCUAACAGAGGCAGAUCUAGCUUCCUACCCAAUGCAGAUCUAUGGCUUCGAUGGGGAUUCAUUGCUCCCAAUGGGAAAGAACCAGCUACCCGUGACUUUGGGGAACAAGGUUCAACGCUCGUUCAAGUAUUGCACUUUCAUAGUGGUGGACUGUCCCACUAUAUACAAUGUGAUCUUCGAUUGUUCGGCUUUAGUCAAUUUCAACACAUUCACCUCCAUCCGCCAUCUAUGCAUGAAGUUCCCUUGUGAUAAUGGAGGAGUAAGAACUGUACGGGGAGACCAUAAGAGCACACGAAAGUGCUACCACAUUUUCGCCCAACCAAUCCUCAUGGUCUACGACGAACCCAUUGAAGAAGAAGACAUGGAUCCAGUUCCACCCCCACGGCCAGCAUGA
Humulus lupulus (European hop) is the source of this 660-nucleotide messenger RNA. RefSeq lists its product as uncharacterized. The record is from RefSeq and is a predicted model, not a curated record. The transcript has a single exon. Bases 1 to 660 code for a protein of 219 amino acids. Lineage: Eukaryota; Viridiplantae; Streptophyta; Magnoliopsida; Rosales; Cannabaceae.